Messenger RNA from Microthlaspi erraticum, 438 nucleotides. NCBI's taxonomy places the organism in Eukaryota, Viridiplantae, Streptophyta, Magnoliopsida, Brassicales, Brassicaceae. The record is from the annotation of a GenBank genome assembly.
AUGGAAGUAAUGAUGCUAAGGGCUAAUGUGAUUGAGGACAGAGAAGCCACUAUGUCCAGGUUCCUUGGAGGGCUCAACCGCGAGAUCCAAGAUAUUGUGGAGAUGCAAAACUGUGUGGGCUUGGAGUCUAUGCUACACAAAGCAGUUCUGGCCGAAACCCAACUCAAGAGGAGAGCGCCAACUCGCAUGGAACUGAUCAGCGCCGGCCUGUCUAUGCCAGAGACUCCAAACCGGCUUUCACACCAAAGUCAGAGCCAAGAGGAGUCCUUACAACCAAGACAAGGACAAGAACAAGUCCAGUACAACCUCUGCCCCAGAGCCCGCGAGCUUAAGUGCUUCAGAUGUCAAGGCUUUGGACACUAUGCCAAUGAAUGCCGCAACAAGAAGAUCAUGUUCAUAAGAGAUAAUGGAGAAGUGGAGUCUGAGGAAGAAGUCUAG